Molecule: messenger RNA, 3117 nt
Organism: Delphinapterus leucas (beluga whale)
Lineage: Eukaryota; Metazoa; Chordata; Mammalia; Artiodactyla; Monodontidae
Gene: GDPGP1
Product: GDP-D-glucose phosphorylase 1
Biological process (GO): glucose metabolic process
Cellular component (GO): cytoplasm
Molecular function (GO): GDP-D-glucose phosphorylase activity
Source: RefSeq, a predicted model, not a curated record
ACGGGCCGCGCCGCGUGCCUGCGUGCAGGUUGCGCAGGCGUUAAGGGUGCCACGACCUCGCUAUGGCCCCCGCAGGAUUUCGGGGGAAGGCGAGCGUCUUCGCCUCACCUGCAUUGCGUGGCGGCGGGGGCGGGGCGGGUUUGUGUGGAGACCGGUAAGGGGCCUUAGGGAAGUGUUUAGAGCAAGGGUAACCGAGAAACCUCGUGACUCGCUGAGUGGGCCGAGGCGGUCGGCUGCCCCUCUGCCCAACGAGGGCUCUUCCACCCAGACGUUACCACCGAGCACCUGCCGUACGUGUUGCAACCCUCAUACCACCUCUCCAGAAAUAACCAUAACCUUUCUGCCUACUGAGGCCGUUUACUGAGGGCCCACUGAAACGCUCUGCAUAGCUUCAAUUCUUACAACAGUUCUGCAAGUUUCUGGAGCAGCAGAGCUGAGAGUACCCAAACUUGUACUGAGGCAACUCUACUGAGGUCAGCCCCAUGGCUAUUCCACAUGGUUCAAAUGAAACUUCCUAUUUGCUACCUCCAAACAGUGAGGACUGGGGAGGGCACGGCAUUCCUGACUUUGUCUAUGGGCAGAAGGAACUCGUGCCAGAAGGGAUUCAGUGGCCAAGGAGCGGACCCAGCCUUCUGGACACACUGCCACUGUCUCGCUUUGACUCUGCCCUCUGCUUGGCCUGGAGGCAGCGGAUGGAGCUGGGGCUGUUCCGCUACUGUCUGGGGGAGCUGCAGACCCAAAUCCUUCCUGGUGCUGUGGGUUUUGUUGCUCAGCUGAAUGUGGAGCGAGGUGUGCAAAGAAGGAGCCCCCAGAACAUCAGGAGCGUGAGGCAGGCGUUUGACCCUGAACAGUUUAACUUCAACCAGAUCCGGCCAGGAGAAGUCCUCUUCCGCUUGCACCGGGAGCCCGAUCUCCCUAGUGCUGCUCUCCAGCAAGACGACAUCCUCGUGGUGAUCAAUGUCAGCCCCUUGGAGUGGGGCCACGUGCUGCUGGUGCCCGAGCCCACCCGAGGGCUCCCCCAGCGCCUGCUGCCAGGGGCACUGCAGGCCGGGGUUGAAGCUGUGCUGCUGAGCUCACACCCAGGCUUCCGAGUCGGCUUCAACAGCCUGGGUGGCCUGGCCUCAGUGAACCACCUCCACCUGCAUGGCUAUUACUUGGCCCACAGACUGCCCGUGGAGGGGGCCCCAAGCAAACCCCUGGAUCCUGGGGGCCGUCUUCAUCUGCUCCAGGACCUCCCAGCUCCUGGCUUCCUCUUUUACACGAGCGGGCCAGGGCCCGACUUGGAAGCCUUGAUAAGCAGGGUAUGUCUGGCCACUGACUAUCUGGCUGACCACGAGAUUGCACAUAACUUGUUUGUGACCCGGGGGGCUCCACCUGGAAAGACAUCAUCUUCCUCAGCCCUCACGGGGGUCCGAGUAAUUCUUUGGGCCCGGAAGUCCAGCUUUGGGAUAAAGAAAGGCGAGGCCUUCAAUGUUGCCCUCUGUGAGCUGGCCGGGCACCUCCCUGUCAAAACGUCCCAGGACUUCAGCAGCCUGACAGAGGCGGCGGCUCUGGCCGUCGUCCGAGACUGUCUGCUGCCCCCAGCCCAGGCGGGAGAGGUGCAGGCAGCACUGGUGGCCUUGAUAGCCAAGGAGGAGCAGUAAUCCUUCCAGAAGUAUUUAUUUUGUAACCGAUCUAAGUCUCUUUCCAGAAAGCUGUCCAUCAUGAUCAUGUGGGCACUUUAAUGAAUGCCUUCUCACCUGUCUCAGCCUAAGGGGAGGGAUAAAGAACUGGUAAGUGGUCUCUUUAAGGAGGAGGAUACCUUGGAGUAAAUCGAAUGAAUGAGCCCUCAUGGAUGUAUCUGCUGCUUUUCACCUUUCUUCUUAGAUAAGCCCCAGGAAUGUCAAGCCUAUUGUUAAGAAGGGAGUGUGUGUAAGAGUUAACACACUCCUGACUUGUAUAUGCCAACUUUUCUCUUCCUGUCUUAUUAAAUCUUAGCAAAGUGAUAGUUUAUCACUUCCUCUGUUCUUGCCUCUCUGCCUGUUCUCCCUUUGCCCACCACUGAGUUGUAUUUCUUCAUCCUGUCCCUACACAUGUCCCCUCCAUCCAUAUGCCCUAUUUAUAGCACAUUCUUCGCCUACCUGGCCACCUUGAAUUUUCCUUCAGCCCCAAAGCUGAGCUGAGUGUUCUUCACAUACAUCAUUUCAUGUGAAAACAAGGUGUCCUCACAACUUGAAAGUUGCAGGUCCUCUUAAUACCCCUAUUUAACAGACAAAGAUAUGGAGGCUGACACAGGUUUAGUAAUUUAUCCAAGGUCAGAUGGCUCAAAAGUAGUGGAGUCAGGACUGCAACACAGGCAAUCAGACACUUGAAGCUGAGCUGGGGCUGUGCACGUGUGACUGCCAUGUUAAUAAAGUCUCAUUGAGAUGAAGCAGAAUAUGCAUCACAACCCAUUUCAUAAGAAAAUCAGUUUAACAUUUAAAUUCCUAUAAACAGUUUUGGUCACCCUCAUGUUUUGGGCACACUGCAGUAAUUUCAGCCUAAUGCCUCUUUGUGCAAGCCUUUGCAAAUAUGGCCUCCAAUACCAUCACUUUAUUUUGCUCGCUCACUCUCUGAAGGGAGUGCAGAUGACCAUUAGAGUUAAGUGGACUUUGUGUGUCGAAGGUGAUGAGUCCAAAUACCAGGAUUUCCCCAGUUUUUCCUUAGGAUUAAUGUUCAGAGGAAAGCCUUCUCUGGCCCCAAAUAAGUUUUUCCACAAAAAGUAAAGGCAAAUAGGUUUUCUUUGUGGUGGUACUUCUUAGCCAUGAAUACUUUGUGAAUCAUCCAGAAGGGGAUUUAUGGAAGCUUUUUCUGAGCUUGAAUAUGGAACACUUAGGAGACCCUUUGUAUCCAGAGCCCUGGGCUUUGAGCACAGUAGGUAAGUAAGAAGGGACAAUCCAGCUCAGGGCCUCUCCACCGCUUUGCUUGCUUUUUGUUUGUUUUAUUUUUUGAUGGAAGGUCUUUUGUACUAAGGGGUUUUGGACUUGAUCUAAUGGGAAACCUUGAAGAGUUUUAAAUUGGGGAGUAACAAAUAUGCAUUUUAGGGCGAAUACUUAAGCUGCAGUGGAUGGAUGGAUGGAUGAAGGAAGGAAAAAUAGA